Molecule: messenger RNA, 474 nt
Organism: Aspergillus clavatus NRRL 1
Lineage: Eukaryota; Fungi; Ascomycota; Eurotiomycetes; Eurotiales; Aspergillaceae
Exons: 2
Coding region: 1-474 (157 amino acids)
Source: RefSeq, a predicted model, not a curated record
AUGUCGCAACCGAGAUCAUCCAUGCUCCUUAGCUUAAUCCUGGCUAUCCUGGCCAUCGCUUCCAUCGGCUUCACCCAGCCCAUCACGACGAGAACCAGCAUCUCCAGAUCUCAACUACAUGCACGAACUCCAAGCCCAAGAGUGAUCCCCCAAAGCGCAGAACUACGCAACAGCAUCAUGAACGACAUCUUCGACAGCGUCGGCCUGCACGCCCUCAGCAAGCUCAACCAGUGGAAAGAAAAGAUCGAGAAAUCUGAUAUCAUCGACGACAGCACCAGCCUCAACAGCACCAUCACCGCUCAGCACAACGCGGUCGUGUCGGAGACCCCCAAGGCAGUCAACGAGGACCACAAGACGGGCCUGGCGCAUCCCAUCGAGGAUCCCCUGGGGUUCGUGACUGGUGUAUUUGCAGCCGUGUCGAGCAAGGUCAGUCAGGUAUUCAACAGUCAGGAUGAGAUUACUUUGGGGGUGUGA